AGCAAUACUGCAGACUAAGACCAUUUCAACAAUAAGGUUGUUUUUUCCAUCAGAAGAGAGUGUUUUCUUCUCUGGAGGUCUGUGCUGUGCAUGUUUCAAAGAUGGAAGUGCCCUGGACAAUAUUUCUAAUUCUACUUUUACAAAUUUUGACGAGAACCACUUCAGCAACACUGGUCGCCAGCUGUGAUUCUUGCCACGGUGAAGCCUCCUGCUGGGAGACCAGAGAAAGAGGUGACACUUUCGCCAAGAGGACCUUCUCUUGUGUUUGUAGAGAUGGUUUUGUUGGUGAUGGUCUGACCUGCUACGAUAGAAAUCUCUGCAACAACUCUCCCUGCUGUGAGGGAGGUUAUCGAUGGUCUCCAGACCUCGGCUGUGUUGACAUUGAUGAGUGCUCUCAACAGAGCUCCCCGUGCCCAGCGCAUCAGAUUUGCUCUAACAGACCAGGGUCCUAUGAAUGCCUGCAGGCUUCCUCCAACAACAGACCAGGUCUCUUUGAGGGAGAGCUCCGACUGGCCAAUGGAGGAAGGCGUUGCUCCGGCAGAGUGGAAAUCUUUCACGAUGGACAGUGGGGGACAGUGUGUGAUGACAUCUGGGACAACAUUAAUGCUCAGGUGGUGUGUCGACAGCUGGGCUGCGGAAGAGUCAUUUCAGCAACAUCAAGUGAACAUUUUGGACAGGGAACUGGGCCCAUAUGGCUGGAUGACGUGAGGUGUGAAGGAAAUGAACGGCAGCUAUCAGAAUGUCAACAUCUAGGGUUUGGAUAUAAUAACUGUGUUCACUUUGAGGACGCUGGUGUUGUCUGUGAAGAGCCCUUCGUACAUCUUACUUGUGGCCGAGAUAAACUCCAAGUAGGACUGGAUCUCAAUGGCAUGCAGUCUCUUGGUUUGGAUCCAUUCUCUGGCCACUUUGCUGCUCGCAGCUGCUCAAGGUUCAAAGUUCAAGGGGAUGUUGUGAUAUACGAGGUGGAGGCUCGAGCCGGUGCCUGUGGAAAUAUACUGACGGUCAACAGUACACAUGCCGUCUUUGGCAACAAUUUAUUUCUCUACUCAGCAAACAAUGAAUCCUUCCAACUUCCCAGGAGAUUUCCGUUCUCCUGUUUCUAUCCUUUGGAAACUGACACCAGUCUGAAUGUGGCUGUAAGACCAAAUUUAGAGUGGGAAGGAAACAUUUCAGGUACAGGUGCCAAGCCCAGAGCCUCCAUGUCUCUGUUCCUGGACUCCAACUACAGUGACACUUACCCAGCAGGCCAGGUCACCCUGCCAGUGGGCUCGCCGUUGUACGUCGGCGUUUCUGUGGAGGAAAUGGACUCAAACUUGGCUGUUGUUCUGGAGAACUGCUUUGCCACUCACACGUCAAACCCUGAAGACCCUGAACGAUACCCCCUCAUUGAGAACAAAUGCUCCUCGGAUCGCCGUCAGGUGUCCGUGGUUCAGAGCGGCUCCUCCCUCCAGGCUCGUUUCACUGCUCUGUUGUUCCUGCUGGGGGAAGAAUAUGGAGAAAUUUAUCUUCACUGUAGCCUGAGCCUGUGUGACCAGAGACUCUCCAACUGUGUCCCGGUUUGUCAAAGCAGAAAGUUGCGUUCUGCUUCAAGCCUUGCUGCAUUGAAGCCCGUCACCACUGGACCAAUAGUCUGGCGCAAAUGAAGAAAUAACAAGCUUUUUUUCCUUGAAACAUGACACUUAUGAAAACUAAUCAGACCAGUUGAAAUAAGAAAAAUGUUUGUGUUUAAUUGAUCUGAUUGAUGGAUGAGUUUUGGGGGAAAUUGCUUUUACUGAAAUUAAACUGAUGGAUGCUAUUUGUAUUUGAUUGUCAAAUUUAAUUGGUCAAAUUUAACUGUAUUUCUAUCUUUUACCAAUAUGUGAUGCUGUAAUUAUUAUGAAGUACUUUAGUCAUGUGAGGUUGUUGUAAAUCUCCAGGUACUGGAGUUUAAGGAGUGAAACCUCAGUGAUUGGUGGUUCAUAGAUGAUGAGCUGUUUAUUAGAAGUGGUCAGGAUAGCGCACUAGCAUGAAGGCACCGGUGGAGAGGAGUCAGGUAGUAAUGUCUAGCAUGUACACCGCAACCUGUAUGUCAUAAGUAAUUGCUAAGUAAAUAAACUUUGAAAUAAAUUAAUCUG
Gambusia affinis (western mosquitofish) is the source of this 2114-nucleotide messenger RNA. RefSeq names its product uromodulin-like. Gene Ontology annotation, molecular function: calcium ion binding. Gene Ontology annotation, cellular component: membrane. The record is from RefSeq and is a predicted model, not a curated record. Bases 102 to 1643 code for a protein of 513 amino acids. The transcript is spliced from 9 exons. Lineage: Eukaryota; Metazoa; Chordata; Actinopteri; Cyprinodontiformes; Poeciliidae.